Messenger RNA from Clarias gariepinus (North African catfish), 2609 nucleotides. RefSeq names its product solute carrier family 43 member 1b (gene slc43a1b). Bases 133 to 1818 code for a protein of 561 amino acids. NCBI's taxonomy places the organism in Eukaryota, Metazoa, Chordata, Actinopteri, Siluriformes, Clariidae. The transcript is spliced from 15 exons. Gene Ontology annotation, molecular function: neutral L-amino acid transmembrane transporter activity; L-amino acid transmembrane transporter activity. The record is from RefSeq and is a predicted model, not a curated record. Gene Ontology annotation, biological process: transmembrane transport; neutral amino acid transport.
CUCAGGGAUUGUCACUUAUGGUUGUGCAGAAGUCACACCAGCAAACGGAAUAAGCGAAAAGUUAACGCGGACUCGACAUCUUUUUGUUUUUUAUUUUAAUCUCAAGAGGGAUUACUUUGACUUUAAUUGGAGAUGGCACCGUCUCUCUCACAAGCAUACAGAAGGCGCUGGUGGAUGGCCGUGACAGCUAUAAUUGAAAACCUGCUCUUCUCCGCAGUGCUGCUAGGAUGGGGUUCACUCUUAAUUAUGCUUAAGGCUGAGGGUUUUUACUCACAUUUGUGCAUAGAAAAUGCAACUGAGAAUCAUGUUAACAGAAGUUUGGAGGAGGACUCUGUGUGGUUGAGCUGUGUUGAGCAGGAAGAGGUCCUAAAUCUCGGCUUUACGAUUGGCUCAUUCAUCAUAAGUGCAGCCACUCUGCCACUGGGAAUCCUGAUGGACAAGUAUGGGCCACGCCCCAUACGGCUGAUGGGCAGUUCCUGUUUUGCCUUCUCAGUGAUGUUGAUUGCAGUAGCAGCAUAUGAUCCUUCAAUAUUAUCGCCUCUCAUCUUUAUUGCUGUCUCCUUUAAUGGCUUUGGGGGGAUAUGUCUGACCUUUUCAUCAUUAACGCUCGCUAACAUGUUUGGAAAUGUGCGUUCCACCAUUCUUUCACUCAUGAUUGGUUCCUAUGCUUCCUCUGCAGUUACCUUCCCAGGAGUAAAGCUAAUCUAUGAUCUAGGGGUGUCAUUCCACUUGAUCUUCUGGGUGUGGGGAGGCAUGGCAUGUCUCGUCUUUCUCAACUGCAUAGUUAACUGGCCGGUGGAGUCAUUCCCUGCUCCCGAGGAGAUCAGCUACACUAAAAAAGUCAAGCUGAGUGGUGUAGCAAUGGAUCAUACAGUGACAGGCGAUCGCUGCUACACUCACGAAACCACUGUAGAACAGGAAAUGACUAGAAAACAGAUUUUUGAUGAAUAUAUACAAAGCACUGGAGCACCUCAACAAAGUCAGGGUACCCAGCCAUUUCGCCGGUCUGUGUGUUCUGCCAUCUUCUUGUGGAGUUUGAUCACCAUGGCAAUGACCCAGCUCCGCAUCAUAUUUUAUAUGGGGGCCAUGAAUAAGAUGCUGGAGUUCCUGGUUACACACGGUGACCCUCAUGCUCCUGAAGAGUUGCUGAAAGAGUCAGAAGAACAAGUGAGCUUCUACUCAUCUGUCUUCGGCACUAUGCAGCUGCUGUGUCUCCUGACUUCACCUCUUAUUGGGUACAUCAUGGACUGGAGGAUGAAAGACUGUGAGGAGGACAAUAACUUGGUGGAUGGAGAGAAAAGGCCACCCAAGAGAGACAGAAAGAUCCAGAAACUCACCAAUGCAAUCCGAGCUUUUAUCUUUACCAACCUCUUGUUAGUGUUCUUUGGCAUCACAUGCUUGAUAGACAACCUUCCUCUCCAGUUGGUGUCCUUUGUUCUUCAUACUGUUGUAAGAGGAUUCAUCCAUUCUUGCUGUGGAGGACUCUAUGCUGCUGUGUAUCCAUCUAACCACUUUGGCACUCUGACGGGCCUGCAGUCUCUUAUGAGCGCUGUGUUCGCUCUUCUACAACAGCCACUGUUCGUCUGUAUGCUGGGUCCACUCAGGGGAAACCCUUACUGGAUCAACUUUGGGCUGCUGAUUUUCUCAGCCGCUGGCUUUCUGUUGCCAGGAUACCUGUUUUAUCAUCGCAGGCAACUCAUUGAACAGAAGAUGAUACAGGACCAGGCAGCAACUGACCAAUUAGCAGUUGUCCUUAACCAAUCAGCAAAUGGCCCUGAUAAACUCAGCAGUGAUGUUCUUGAUACAGACGAAGUUUAAGAAGGAACAAUAUAGCAAACUGAUUUGUGAAAAAGGCAGAUGCAUUUUUGCUUUUCUGAACAACAAACUUGAAUUCAAAUCACUGAAGCUUUCCACGAUGGACAUUUUUAAUUAGACAUUUAGGGAAAUUUCUAUUCAGUCAAACGUUGGGAUCAAUUACAAAAAGGUCCAGAAUUUCCAAUCACACAAUUUGUAAAAUCUACAGAUGCAACUUUUAGGUCUAGCGACUGAACCAGUAGAAUUAUAUAUAUAUUUUUUUAUAAAUAUAAAUAAAAUAAUAGACUUUAUUUACCAAGCUGAAUCUGAAGAUAUUUGUAAACCUCGCACAGGGGAAGUUGCACGAAAUGUAUAUGUAUUAAUGAAAAAAAGCUAUUUGUUCAGAAAAACAUUUGUAUUCUAUGAAAAUCUUUUUUACAAGCAGACUCAAUGGCUUAUUUAGAUUAAUAAAUUUUUGAAAUAUGAAUAACAUUUUUUAAAUAGUAAAUGUAAUUAAAUAUAAGCAAAACAUUAUUACUUUAUAUGAAUGCACAAUCUAGAAUGAAUCUGUCAUUUAUGACACACAAGACUCAAAAAGAAAUGGCACCCAAUAACAAGAGGAAGAGCGAGUCUCUGUCUGUGGUAGUCGAUGCAGUGCAGUAGCUAAGCUGCUUUACUGGAGGAUUUAGCCACAUAAUUUUCACUAGGUACUCUUUCACCUUUUGGCUGUAAACAUUCUGUCAUGUUCAUAUUUUUGAUUGCUUUGCUUUUUAUGGUACUUUGUGUUAUGGGCAUCACUAAACUAAUACAUCUGC